Messenger RNA from Paramuricea clavata, 6799 nucleotides. Lineage: Eukaryota; Metazoa; Cnidaria; Anthozoa; Malacalcyonacea; Plexauridae. The record is from the annotation of a GenBank genome assembly.
UUGUACAGUAAUUAACAUAAUGUAUAACCAAUUCUGUUGUACAGUAAUUAACAUAGUGUAUACACUUCUGUUGUAGGAAUUUCAUCAAAACUGUUGAGGAACCUAAAAAAGUUUCAUUAGAUUUACCAAAAACAGACAAAGAGGUAUUAAAGAUGGCUAUUUUACUGUUGGACUUGCUUCUAUCUGGGAUGGGCACUUUGCUUUCUUUCUUGUACUGUAACAACCAAUUAGCCUUUCUCACGCCGCCAUUUUUGGGGUACUGCCUUUCCAAAUCUGAGAUUGCACGCAGUGAAUAAGGGAUUUGUAUAACUAUAAUUGUAAGUCUAAUCAUAAGUUAAUUUACAGUUAAAUAUUUGAAAAAAAUAUUUUCACAUCGCUUAGAUUUUUCACGUCGCUUUCAAAAAAGUACCCCAAAAAUAGCGAAUUUGGCCUUCGUGAGAAAGGCUAAUUGGGUUUUUUUUAUUGUAUCCAAUUCAUUUUGUUUUAGAGGAAAAUGAAUAGACAGGAACGAUUUGGUAUUCCCUUAAAUGAAAAACAAAAGAAACUUGCAAGAGCAGAAAGGUAUAGGGUUUUACUUUUACUGCAGUAGCACUUACCAGACUGCUCAGUUUUAAUAACCUUAGUGUCAAAAUUACUUUCGUAGAUUGAAUUUUCGAUGCAAUAAUAAAAAUCUGGAACACAUGUUUUUGGGAUACCCUUUAUUUUCAUCCACAGCACUUGUUCUUGAGAGUGGUGUUAUUAACACUUCUAUCAGUGACCACUUACCAGUGUACGUCCUACUAAAGUUAAAGGCCCCAAAGAUGCCAGCAUGUUACAUUACAACUAGGAGUUGUAAAAACUAUAAUCCCUCACUAUUCUCCUCUGACCUUGUCACUAAAUCGGAUCGUCUGUUAUCCAUAUUAUCCAACACCAACGUUAAUACAAUACUCGAAACCUUCAAAGAUGUUCUUCACUCAACUCUCGACGUGCAUGCACCGUUAAAAACCUUCAAAAUUCGAAAUCGAUCAUGUCCAUAUGUCACCAAUGAAAUAAAAGAACUCAUGAAGUCUCGGGACCUACACCUCCGUCGGUUUCAACUGACACGUGAUGAAGGUGAUUGGGUAGUUUACAAAGAAUAUCGUAAUAACGUAAAAACCAAAAUUAAAGCCGCAGCGAAGGACCACACCUUCAACGAAGUAAGAGAACAUAAACACAAUUCGAGAUCCCUAUGGAAAAUAAUUAAUAAUAUAAUUCCCUCGAAGGAAAAGGAAACACAAGUUUAUAGUAAAGAUCCAAAAACAGUUGCAGAAGAUUUCAACCUUUUUUUUACUUCUGUGGGACGGAACGCUGCUGCGACAGCCGAAAGUUUAGCCAAAGACAACAAUGUUGCACUGUCAAAUCCUCUGUCAAAUGUAAUCACUUAUCCAUCUGAUCAACUGUUCAAUUUCCAAUCCGUUACUUGUACAGAGGUUCAAUGCAUUAUCAUGGCUAUGCCAAGUAAUAAGUCACCAGGACCAGAUAAAAUAGGCAUGCGUGUCAUCAAAGACUGUCUUCCAAUCAUACUGGGUCCUCUUACGCAUAUGAUAAAUUGCUCUCUAAUGACAAGCACAUUCCCUGACCUAUGGAAGAUUUCUGAAGUUAUACCCCUACUAAAAGAAGGAGACCACGAGAUAGCCUCAAACAAUCGGCCUCUCUCACUACUCGACGUAGUUUCAAAAGUUUGUGAAAAAGUUGUUCUAAAUCAAUUUAGCCCCUACCUCAAAGAAUUUAAUCGCAUAUCGUCACAUCAAAGCGGGAAUAGGAGUCUUCACUCCACCGAAACCUUAAACAUAUUUGUUACCGAUACGAUGUUGGAAGCCAUAGACAACAAAAAUCUAACGGCACUAAUUUUAUUGGAUUUAUCCAAGGCAUUUGACAGUGUCAGUCAUUCGAUUUUAUUACACAAAUUGAGUUGUAUCCGUGCUUCAUCCGAAGCUGUUAAAUGGUUCCAAGACUAUUGAACAGGCAGAUCCCAAUACGUGCGCAUUGGAUCCACCAAGUCAUCAGCUCGCCCGAUAACCCAUGGCGUUCCACAAGGUGCAAUACUAUCACCACUUCUGUUUUGCAUCUAUAUUAAUGAUCUGCCAGGGAGCAUACAAUCGUGUAACCUUGAUUCAUACGUAGACGACUCAAAGCUUUACAAGUCAUUCUGCAUCUACGACUUGGAACAGACAACUAUCAAUUUAGAGGCAGAUCUACAAAUAGCAGCCAAGUGGUGUUUGGAGCACCAAUUACUGAUCAAUCCAGAAAAAACUAAAUUCCUUGUAGUCGGUUCAAGACCCAUGCUGCAGAACGUACCUACAGAAAUAUCGCUAACGUUUUUAGGAAAGACCAUAAGACCUGUUUUAUUAGCUAAAGAUUUGGGAAUCAAUUUGGAUUCGUACCUAUCCUACGACGACCACAUAUCUAAACUCGUUUCGUCGUGUAUGAGAAAACUAUGUCAAAUAAAUCGCGUGAAGGAUAGUUUCGAUAAUGAAACAUUAAAAUUGGUCAUUGAGACACUUGUAAUUAACAAGCUUCUGUACUGCUCUACGGUGUGGUCCAACACGUCAUCUAACAAUAUCAAUAAACUUCAAUCAGUGCAGAUUGCAGAACUUCGCGUGCAGAGUUAUAUCAGGGUAGGAAAGUUCGAUCACAUAACUCCGGCGUUGCGCGAACUAAAUUGGUUGCCAGUGGAAAAGUUAUUAUUGGAAAGGGAUACUGUAAUGGCUUACAAGUGUUUUAAUGGACUUGCACCUGACUACCUAGUAGAUAAAUUUAUAAAGCGUUCCGACAUACAUGAUCGAUCGACAAGAAAUUAUGACCUCUUGGACAUCCCUCUGUAUAAAUCUGCUGCAGGUCAAAGAACAUUUAAUUACCGGGGUGUUAAAAUAUGGAAUGACUUGGAUGAUAAACUAAAAAAUAUUACAUCAAUAACAAUUUUUAAGAAAAAACUUAGGGAGAUUUUACUAAAAGAAUCCUAUUAAAUACAUUUAAUAUUUCAUACGCUUUGUACAUAUUUUAACUAAUUUUAAAUAAGUAUAUGUAACAUAGGUAGUUUUAGAAGUAAUUUAUAGUAAUUUUAAUAUGUAAUGUAGUGUUGAAAAGCCCUUAGGGGAACACGCAAUAAAGUAUCUAUCUAUCUAUCUAUCUAUCUAUUUUAAGUAUUAUAUACUAAAGUGUAUUAUAUAAUUAUAAUAGAUUUGGUGCUGGUGGAAAAACUAAUGCUGCUGGAAAUCAAAAACUUGCUGGAUUUACAAAAGUAUGCAUAAAUGCAUAUCAGUGCAUUAUUUUAUUAUCAGUGCAAUAUUCAGAACUACUAACCCCUCCAAAUUUUAUUUUGCUAGGAUUCAGCUGAUAUAGAAAAGUUAUCAAAACGAGCUGAACGGUUUGGAGCGGUUUCUCCCAUUGUCACCAAGGUAUUGUAAACUUUGCAAGACUUCUAAUUAGAACAUAAUAUAUAAUGAGGCUAUUAUUCCAUUUAUGUUCUAAUUAGCCCACUAACAAAACUUGUGUUUUCAUAUAGACAGAGAGGAAGUUGUUGGCUAAAUGAAUUAUUUAAUAUUUUAGACGGUUGAAGAAGAAAAAAUUAAAAAGAGAAAAGAAAGAUUUGGUGUUUCAACUUCAGGCUUGGGUUCGGACGCGGAGGUGCGUGUCUCUUUAUAUAUAUUAUACAAAUGUUAAUAUAUCUGACAUUGCAUUACACUAGAAAAGUAUACUAGAAAAGUAGAAAAGAACUAGAACAGUAGAAAAGUAUACUCAAUAUACUAGAAAAUCGUCGUAAUGUAUUUCCUAAAGGUAGAGACUAGAGUCAGAUCUAGAAAAUAUAUUUCUCUUCCUAGCAACAAAGUCCAAAAAUAAAAUUUCCUAUGUAUAUAUUUCAAAGAACGAACGGUGCCGUACAGUGUGAUCAAUUUCAAUCUUCGGCACAAGAUAAUCUCGACUUGUAAAAUGCUUUUGGAAUUUUUAAGUAAAUUAUUCGACAGUCCAGUAAUUAGUAUAUAAGAUGACAGGAAUUUCCUGCAAAAUGUAAAAACUUCCUGCGAAGAUAUUUUGUUAAACAAUUCCUGGCAGCCGUGCUGCUGGACAUUUUCCACCACUCGGUAGAGUAAUACCAGCAACAAAAGCCGCUUUAACCUAUAAUUUUUUAGAAAUGUUUAUGCAGAACAACAUGCGUUAACCUUGUUAAAACAUGCUGCGUGACAGUGACAGCCAAUCUCUAUGGCGACAGCACCAAAAAGGUCACGAAACAAUACAAAACUACGUUCCAUGAGUAAUUAUUAUUUCCACUUUAAAUGUCAUGUCUUUUUUCAUCUUUCACACCGGCCGCCAGUUUUGGCUAUCUUAUCUGUUCUUUUCAAUGUUUUGUAAAACAAUUAUUGAAUUCAGCUUAACCCAACCCUGGGAACGAGGUUGGGCUUAUCCAUGUCCAUGAUAUCAAGACUUAUUCUGACUUCGGUCAUUGACAUUGUUACCCACCUCAGCUUCGCUUUGGCUGAUAUUAAACAUUGACUUCGCGAUAUCAUAAUAAUUGUUUAUGUUCAACGGGUCGAAAAUAAAUUUAUGGUGGUUGGAUUUUUGCCAUUUAUCAAUUUGCUUUAUGCUCAAUGAACCAGCUCAAAGUUGAUGAGAGUUGGCGGUGAAACGUGAGCAAGAGUUACAACUCUCAUUAAUUAAAACCGUCGGGUACGGCCCCCAGGUUGAACAUCUUGGCAAGAUCUUACCAGGUCUUACAAGAUCUUAUAAGAUCUUGCCAAGAUCCUAUCAAUAACUAUUCUUGGCAAGAUCUUGCCAUGAUCUUACCACCAUUUUCGUGUUUUCUUGCCAAGAUCUUGGAAUGAUUGUAAAAAGAAAAUUUGUAAAAAGAAAAUACAUUUUUUUCAAGAUCUUACCAUGAUGUUCCAAGAUCUUGGCAGGAUUUCACCAAAAUCUAGCCAUGUUUGUACCAUGAUCUUGUUACAAUCUUGGGAAGAUCUUGCAUCAUGAUAUUUUCUGUGUUGGUGCUUGUGAUGUCUGUUACGGCACAGAAUAAAGAUCCAUACAGAAGUGCCACUUACGUCGGAAGCUUUGACGUUUCUGUCCUCGCGCAUGUCACAUUACGCAUAUCUGUAUCAUUGCUCUAACCAGUCAAUGACAUUUUCUGGCCAAUAAACAUGCUGUACUGGCUGGUUGCUCCGCCUUCUGGCCAAUAAACUGCAUAUUUUUGCAUAAAAAACGAGGACGUGUUGCACCGCUGAGUGGCCCUUCUGUUACUGAUCUUUAUUCUGUGGUUACGGUUCGGAAUCAUAAGUCUUGGUAUUUAUUCAAAAAUAGGAUGUCUUCGCGCUUGUGGUGCACUUGUUUAAGUCGCCAACGUGCGGUUUUGCGCAUGCUCCAGGGAACCGCACUGUAGUACUGGUUUUGUAACUGCAUAAUCUGUUUAUUUUCAGGCUAGAAAAAAGAUGAGAGCAGAGAGGUUCAAACAAACUUAGUUACAGAUUGCCCCACGAUGACAUCACGUCUUGCAGUGCCACUGUUCACACCUGAUAUUUAGGCUGAUCUUUGUCACCGCUACAGGCGUAAACUCUAAAUCUGCAACUACAAAACUUCAUUCGACAAUUGCAAGUUUAAAUACUGUAUAUUAACAGUUCAACUGCAUUAGCAAAAUAUUUUUUUAUAUCUACAGAUGUGUAGUUUUUUACAUGGCAUCCAUAUAAUAAUUGUACCAAAUUCUGUUAGUCGGCGGCUGUUGAGGCGCGGCAAAGCAAAAAUUAAGAAGUUCUACGCAGCCUACUAUAAUACACGCUUCCAGAAAGUACGCCACCUUGGCUAUAGAGCCUCUUUUCGUGGUUGAGAUAUUGAUCUUUGACUAAUGUCCACAUCACGAAAUCGAGGGUCUAUAGCCAAAGUGACGUACUUUGCGGUGUAUUGUAAAGCCCAUAGUUAUCUUAUAUACACUAGAUAGUGCAUCUAAUUAUUCUGCAAUUCAAAAAUUGAAGCCGUGAUUGCAGUUUCAGGUCGUUCUCAUAAAAUGAGAAGAUCGUAUGUUUUCUAUUUCUUAAACAGGGAACUUAAACACUAAGUUAACCCUAUUCCAAAUACGUUUUUAAACUAUUCAAAUGAUGGAAGUUAUUGUUUUUAAGCGUUUAUUAGCAAGUGGGAACGACCAACAUGGCCUCCAUCUAUUCAAAUGGGGGUAACCGCUGGAAUAUUCUUGGCUUCAAUAUUACUAAAAGAGAUGCGCUAUCUAGUGUAUAUAAGAUAUCUAUAUGGUAAAGCCUCGUUCAAACCAGCUCAACAUGUUCAACAUCAUCCUAUCAUUGAUGAAUGCAACAUUGUCGGCUUUGUUCAAACAUUGUUUAGUACUGAUGGAAGACGUUGGAUCAAGUUUGACUUUAUUCAGAAUUUUCAGUAUUGGACUGGUUUGAACAGGCCUUACGUCUGUCUGAGUAAGGUGUUGUGUUGUGUUGUGUUAUAGUCGAUAAACUGCUGUAAAACGUGAUUUAAAUAGUUCAUGGUUUGCAAGUGUGUCCCCGGCAAAAAAUGCAAUAGCUGUGUUCCAGAUUUUUUACACACGUCAGCUAAUUAUUUGCGGCAUCGAAAAUUGGAGAGAAUUUUGACACUUAGAUUAUUAAAAUUAUACAUGGUGAUGAACAUAUUCCGGUGACUGGUUGAUUGUAACAUUAAAAAACAAACUAUAUAUCAACCUCGUUCCCAGGGCUUUUCCCUUUUUGUCAUUGGGAAGGCGGGAAAAGGCCCUGGCACCGGCCGGUCUUCUAUGUAUUCUGAUUGGUCAAUGACAAGGACAUUAUUAAGCAAAUAA